Molecule: messenger RNA, 1052 nt
Organism: Serpula lacrymans var. lacrymans S7.9
Lineage: Eukaryota; Fungi; Basidiomycota; Agaricomycetes; Boletales; Serpulaceae
Exons: 2
Coding region: 109-873 (254 amino acids)
Biological process (GO): glutathione metabolic process; L-phenylalanine catabolic process
Molecular function (GO): glutathione transferase activity; maleylacetoacetate isomerase activity
Source: RefSeq, a predicted model, not a curated record
GUGACCAACUUCAGUCACUCCGAGUCUUCAGUACUAUCAGUGCUAGUAGUAGCAACAUACUGUGCCCGCCUGAGUGUCCAUUCUGUCAUUUCUGUACGAUUCUUGCUUAUGACUGUCACUAAAAUCACAUUCUUCGACAUCCCUACUGUCCUCCCAGUCCCCACCUCACCGAAUACAUGGAAAGUAAGAUUAGCCCUAAACUACAAAGGCCUGUGCUACCAAACCCGGUGGGUUGAGACCACCGACAUCGAAUCAGUUAGCAAAUCACUCGGGAUUCCCCCCACAGGCACCUCACCUUCUGGAGUACCAACAUACACUCUCCCAGCGUUAAUAGACAACACAUUCUCUCCACCCGCUAUCCUCUCAGAUUCGACGCCCAUCAUCGAAUACCUAGAACGCAGGUAUCCAGACCCCGACCCCACUCAUGUGCUCCUCCCAUCAGGAAGUCGAGCACUUCAAGCGCUGUUUGAGUAUCACGUCGCUACCUCCAUCACUGCUCAUCUUCUCCCCGUCAUGGUGAUGCACAUGUACUCGAAAAAGACCCCGCGCGACCGCGCACAUUUUCGCCAGCGCAUGGAAGCGGCAUUCGGUAAGAAAUUGGAGGACAUAGAGCUGAAAGGUCGCGACAGGGAGGAGGCAUGGAAACGAAUCGAAGGUUCCUUUGACCUGCUCUCUAAGCUUUUGGAAAAGAAUGUGCAUGGAAUUUACUUCAUGGGGGAGAAUUUAUCGCUGGCUGACUGUAUGCUUGGAGGGCUGAUGCUCACAUUGCGAUAUGAUAGCCCUGAUGAGGCAUGGCUAAAGGUUGUAAGUUGGAACAACGGUAGGUGGGCUAGGUAUAUGGCAGCACUGGAGAAAUGGGCUGUCGUGCAUUGAUCACCGUGCAUGACAUGAUAACAUCUACUAGUACCACGGCAGCAUAUCCAAGUAGAGCACACUUUUAGUCGUACCCUUCCGAUAUUCCAGUCCAUUGCUCAUCGUGGUCAUAAAGGAUGCUUAUUCUGUAUUGUAGUGCUACAAUGAGGUAAACUGUGAUUUCUGUAUAGCUGACCUAA